Messenger RNA from Carya illinoinensis, 669 nucleotides. RefSeq lists its product as uncharacterized. The record is from RefSeq and is a predicted model, not a curated record. NCBI's taxonomy places the organism in Eukaryota, Viridiplantae, Streptophyta, Magnoliopsida, Fagales, Juglandaceae. The transcript has a single exon. The coding region runs from base 1 to 669 and encodes 222 amino acids.
AUGGAUGUAGAAGAGUUAGCAUCAAGAUGGGAAAAGUUGAAUCUAUCUAAGGAAGAGGAGACUAUUUUCCAUGUCAAGUCUGAAAGUGUCAAGGAGGGAAGCAUCCGGGGGAAGUACUGUAUUAAUGGAAAAGUUUUGUCUGACAAAGGAAUCAACAAUGAGGCAUUUAGGACUACUAUGUCACAAGUGUGGAGGCUAGAGGGAUGGGUGAGAUUCAAGGACUUAGGUGAUCAGAGAUUUUUAAUAGAGUUUCAAAGGUUGACAGAUAAGGAAAAAGUCCUAAGUGGUCGUCCAUGGUUUUUUGAUAGAAACCUAUUGAAUCUAUUGGAAGUGGAUGAAACUGUCUCCAUAGCUGGCCUACAAUUCAAAUUUGAACCUUUCUGGGUUCAACUUCAUAACAUGCCUCUGACAUCAAUGACAGAGGAAUUGGGUGAGGCUUUUGGUACUUCUAUUGGUCAUGUCAUUCGAGUGGAGGCUGAGUUUGAUGGCUUGGCUCGGGGAAAGUGCCUUCGAUUAAGGGUUGCUGUUGAUCUUCAUAAGCCAUUGUUAAGAGGGAAGUGGCUACAAUUUGAGGAAAACAUGUAUUGGUCAGAAUUUUUGUUUUCACUGUGGGGUUUUAUUCCACAAGGGGAGGGGAUGUACAAGACUAAGUGUGGAGCAUCAAGGUGA